Messenger RNA from Silurus meridionalis, 2034 nucleotides. RefSeq lists its product as uncharacterized. The transcript has 4 exons. The record is from RefSeq and is a predicted model, not a curated record. Lineage: Eukaryota; Metazoa; Chordata; Actinopteri; Siluriformes; Siluridae. The coding region runs from base 199 to 1227 and encodes 342 amino acids.
CCACUGUGGCCAGUGAGGCAAGAAGUUUGUCCAUCCCCGAUGUAUCAUGUAAGAUAUUAUGAACCUUUUCACAUUCCAUACUCACAGACAUUACAGGAAGCAGCAGAAGAGUCCAGAUUUCAGAGCUGAGAGAACAUCAAGAAUCCAAAUCAACAAAAAUCUGCAUUCAGAGUAUCUAGAGACAGACGGUGUAACAGCAUGGCCACUGCAACUGAAGUGAAAAAGAGUUAUCCUGGAUCCAUGGGCACUGGGUCUGGAGUGGACACGGUGUGGAUCGGGUUCAUGGACAUCGUUCCAGUGAUCGGGACGGUGAAGGAGGCGGUGGAGUUGGUGUUGGCUCUGUAUGGAGGGAAUAAAGAGAUGGUAAAGGAGAGAGAAAAAGCCAUUAAAAACAUUUUGAAAAUCCAGUUGGGUCUAACAGACAAAAAGGAAAAUGAUGAGCCGAAGUCGACUAAACCAGCAGCAGGUGCAGCAGCAACAUCUAAGAUUCCUGGCCUCAGUGAUGUGUCAGAGGUCAGAAUGGAAAAGAUUAUUGAAUGUGUGAAUAAAGGAUCCAAAAGGACCCAAGAAAAAUCUCAAGCUGAACAGAUAAAGAGAGAGAAAAGGGUGGAGGAAAUUAAGGAAGACAUGUUAAAAAAGGUCCGUGACAUCAAACCAGACUUCUAUGAAGAGCUGACGGAGGAAUUCAAAAGGUCAAGAAGAGGCGAGCAUGUCUUCAACAACGACAUCCUUAAAUUUCAUUACAAAUCUCUGGUUAAUUUUAUAAAUAGAUUAGGUUUUUCUAAUCUACCACAAUUUAAUGAGGAAACAAUGAAGAGAUUAGCUCGUCACACACUUUCCCAAAACACCGCAAAACAAAUUGAGACAGAAAUGGUGGUUCACUUUGAGGAUGAUGAAUUCUAUGUGAAUGCAAAUGCAGUAAUGUACAGUGUGUAUUGCCGAGAGCUGCGUGAAGCCUUCUUUGAAAUUCUGAGCCACUUAAACCCACUGGAUGUGACAGAGGAGGAGAAGAGGAGAGUGGAUUUUGUCAUAGAUAAUAUGAAUAACUUUGAAAUCUAUGUGGAUCAUCUAGCAAAACAGAAGUGGAUUGGCAAUAACGGGGAUAAGUUGAAUCGGUUUAUGGGGGUGAAGCAGAAAGUAGUGACAAUGUAUAAAACUGAACGUGGUGUGGAAUGGAGCAUUGACACUCUGAGAGAAAUUGAACGUUUGUUGGGACAAAGACAGUGAGUUUAUUUGUCCUGUUCAGGGCUCUCAGGUCUUCCUUAUUUUAUCCCAACAACAUCUUAAAAUCUUCAGACCUGAAACAAGAUCUUAACUUGUGAAUGCUGGUGCAAACAGACACCUUUUAUUUUUCUUUCCAAACAAGCGUUCACUGUAGUGCACACACACACACACACACACACACACACACACAUAUAAAAAAAAAAAGAAAUCUCAAUGCAAGGGUUUUAAGGGUUUUAACUUCCUGCUACGAUCAGUGUGCUCUUUAUAAUCCGCUUUUGCUUCUGCUCCAAAUCAGUGUAGAAAUGCUUUAAUAUAUACAGUAUAUUCCUGUAUGCUACAUGCUCCAGGUUUCAUGGAAAUGUGUUCACUUUUAUUCCUACAGUUUCAUCAUCAGGACUUUAUAUACAGCAGCUUCUCUCACAGGCAUUAAAACAUGUUCGACUUUAUUUUAAAACACACCACAUUUGGGUAAUUGGUGUAUAUACAUUUAAUUACAGAUGUGAACAUUAUUAUUGAACCUUAUAGUGUAUCACACACACACACACACACACACACACACACACAUCACUGCUGUUAUUGUAAUCUUUCUUCACUUUUCACGUGAUUCAUGUUGUGUUGCUAAAAUGUUCAUUUUAUUCUGGUAAUCUGAUUAAUGUUAUUAACGUGUUUGCUUUAGUAAAUUGUGAAUCAUUGCGAUUAAUUAUAUAGAUUUUAUUCUAAAGCAGUUUUCCUGGGCAGAGCGCUGAGCUGAUUAUUAAUGUGUGUAAAAGUUUAAUGGAAAUAAAUUACAAAUAAAAGUGAUUACUAACA